AUGGAGAUCGAGACCAGCAGAAGCAAUAAUGAUUGUUCGAGCCCAUCGGCGGGAGAAGAGUUUAAGGAUAUGAUGAAGGGAGUGACAAAGUUCUUAAUGAUGGUGAUUUUCCUUGGAACUAUCAUGCUUUGGAUCAUGAUGCCAACACUAACCUAUCGAAACAAGUGGUUGCCUCAUAUGCGAAUCAAGUUUGGAGCAUCGACUUAUUUUGGUGCCACAGGGACGACACUUUUCAUGUUUAUGUUCCCAAUGAUGGCCGUAGCUUGUUUGGGAUGUGUCUAUCUUCACUUCAAGAAACGGAAGUCUCUACGCCAAAUUGAUAGGGAGACGAAAGGAGCGUGGAGUGCACUGAGAAAACCAAUGUUAGUGAAGGGACCAUUGGGGAUAGUCUCAGUGACUGAGAUCAUGUUCUUGGCUAUGUUUGUGGCUCUUCUUCUUUGGAGCUUUAUCACUUACUUGCGCAAUAACUUUGCCACUAUCACUCCUCAAUCAGCCGCCGCACAUGGCCAAUCUUUGUGGCAAGCUAAGCUGCAUUCAGCGGCGCUAAGAAUAGGGCUUAUCGGAAACAUAUGUUUAGCGUUCUUGUUUUUGCCGGUGGCUCGUGGGUCGUCGUUGCUACCAGCGGUGGGACUAACCUCGGAGUCAAGCAUCAAAUAUCAUAUUUGGCUCGGUCAUAUGGUCAUGACCAUUUUCACCAUUCACGGUCUCUGUUACAUCACCUAUUGGGCCUCUAUGCAUGAGCUCUCCCAGAUGAUCACGUGGGGAACGGAAGAUAUUUCGAAUUUGGCCGGAGAGAUAGCUCUUGUGGCCGGACUUGCGAUGUGGGCCACCACAUAUCCGACAAUAAGGAGGAGAUUCUUCGAAGUCUUCUUCUACACACACUACCUCUACAUCGUCUUCAUGCUCUUCUUUGUCCUCCACGUCGGCAUAACCUUCUCCUUCAUCGCUUUCCCUGGUUUCUACAUGUUCAUGGUCGAUCGUUUCCUUAGGUUUCUUCAGUCACGUGACAAUAUUCGGUUGCUCUCUGCUCGGAUUCUUCCUUCCGACGCCAUCGAACUCACUUUCUCCAAAAACCCUAAGUUGGGUUAUAGCCCUACGAGCAUAUUGUUUGUGAACAUACCGAGCGUUUCGAAGCUGCAAUGGCAUCCAUUCACAAUAACUUCGAGUAGCAAACUUGAGCCAGAGAAGCUAAGUGUUGUGAUCAAGAGCGAAGGUAAAUGGUCAACUAAGCUUUACAAGGCGCUUUCUUCUUCUGAUCAGAUCGACCGUCUCGCUGUUUCCGUGGAGGGACCCUACGGCCCUGCUUCCACCGAUUUCUUAAGGCAUGAAGCUCUGGUUAUGGUGAGCGGAGGAAGCGGGAUAACUCCAUUUAUCUCUGUCAUUCGUGAUUUGAUAGCAACAAGCCAAAACCAGAAAUGCAAAAUCCCUAAAAUAACUCUGAUUUGCGCAUUUAAGAACUCUUCAGAAAUCUCCAUGCUCGAUCUUGUCUUGCCACUGUCCGGCCUCCAGACUGAACUAUCCUCCGACAUAAACAUCAAAAUUGAAGCCUUCAUAACCCGAGAGAAAGAAGCGAGAAUCGAAGCAACAACAGAGAAAAUCAAAACUUUGUGGUUCAAACCAAGUCUUUCGGACCAAUCCAUCUCAUCAAUCCUCGGACCAAACUCAUGGCUCUGGCUUGGCGCAGUUCUCUCAUCUUCGUUUUUGAUCUUCAUGAUAAUUAUCGGUAUCAUCACUAGGUAUUACAUUUACCCGUUCGAACACAAUACCAAGAAGAUCUAUUCAUCGACUUCAAAAGGCAUCCUAUAUAUCUUAGUCAUCUCCGUGAGCAUCAUGGCGACUUCUAGUGCGGCUAUGUUGUGGAACAAGAAGAAGUACGGUAACGUAGAAAAUAAACAGGUCCAAAACGUCGACGUUCCAUCUCCAACGUCUUCUCCAGUCUCAUGGGGUUACAAUUCCUUGAGAGAAAUCGAAAGUUCGCCACAAGAGUCUCUCGUGCAAUGCACAAACCUUCAUUUCGGAGAAAGACCUAAUCUCAAGAAACUUCUACUUGAUGUGGAAGGUUCGAGUGUGGGAGUUCUUGUGUGUGGUCCGAAGAAGAUGAGGCAAGAGGUUGCAAAGUUAUGUUCCUCUGGCUUGGCUGAGAAUCUUCAUUUUGAAUCUAUCAGUUUCAGCUGGUGA
Molecule: messenger RNA, 2178 nt
Organism: Microthlaspi erraticum
Lineage: Eukaryota; Viridiplantae; Streptophyta; Magnoliopsida; Brassicales; Brassicaceae
Source: the annotation of a GenBank genome assembly